AUGGCCUCUGAAAAGCGAGAGAAACUCGAAGCCCAGAUUAAGUCUGCUGAUAUGAGCGAGGACAUGCAGCAGGAAGCCAUUGAAGUUGCAACGGAGGCCAUGGAUAAAUACCAUAUUGAAAAGGAUAUUGCCCAGUAUAUAAAGAAGGAGUUCGACUUGCGCAAAGGCGCUACCUGGCAUUGCAUAGUUGGGCGGAAUUUCGGCAGUUUCGUAACGCAUGGAACCAAACCAAUGUUCGUUCAAGAAGACUGA
Messenger RNA from Paracoccidioides brasiliensis Pb18, 252 nucleotides. RefSeq names its product dynein light chain, cytoplasmic. Gene Ontology annotation, cellular component: cytoplasmic dynein complex. Gene Ontology annotation, molecular function: dynein intermediate chain binding; dynein light intermediate chain binding. The transcript is spliced from 7 exons. The record is from RefSeq and is a predicted model, not a curated record. Bases 1 to 252 code for a protein of 83 amino acids. Gene Ontology annotation, biological process: microtubule-based process; cilium assembly.